AUGGAGGAAAACGAGGCGAACUUAACGGAGUACGAACUCGAGCGGAAACGAAAGAUCGCGCGCAACCAAGCGCUCAUCGCGCAACUCGAUCUGAAAUCGCUCGCGAGCAAAGUCGCGCCUCCGGAAAAGCCGAAGAGAGUUAUCGAUGCCACGGGUAACGGCGAGAAUGCGAAUAAGAGAGGGCCGAAAGGCGCGCACGCGAGGAAACGGAUGAAACCGCAGAGGUUUUCCAGUCGAGCGGAUAAAUUGAAAAAGCAGCAACGACUGACGAGUUGGAAAGGGCAACGAAUCGGGAGUUUGAGAGCGCGGUUACUCGACGGGAGAGUCGGGGCGAACACGAACGUGGUGACGACUGAAGUCAUCGCGCUCGGGAGGUUAGAUGCGAAAGAGAAAGAAAGCGAUACUGUUGCUGUGGAGGAUGGAGGAGGAGAAAAUGGGACUCCGCGCGCGUCGUCGACGCCGACGGCGGCGAAAAACGACGGCGGGGCGCACAAGGAGUCCAUGCAAACGUCGGAUUUUCUCGCGAUUAAGUAUAACAUGUCCAUGGGGAAGAGUCACCUUAAAAAUGUGCCGCAGCAAAAAAAGAGAGGACGACCGCGAUUAGACGAGAUGGAGUGGGGAGUUGAACAGAAACCACCGGCGUACGUGAUGGCGGAGAACGCUUUGAUUCCUCGAAGGUAUUUAGCCGAAGGCGAGUAUUUUGACGAACCGUACUCCGCGUGGGUGGAUGAACAUCAAAAGCAUCACUUGAUUUGGGGAAAAGACGAUGCGAGUAAAUCUCAAAAGAGCGUGCAAACGGUCGAAGAAGGCGUGGAUACGCCGAGUGAAGCUGCGGUUCUUAUUUUGGAGGAACUGCAACGGCGCGAAUUUGAAAAGUGGGAAUCGGAACGCGAGGAAAAUUUGAAAACAGCCAUCGCUCAAAAAAUCGCCGUGAGGGAAGACAUGUUAACGGAAGCGUAUUAUCCGUACGGACGAGACGCGUUACCGUCUCGUUAUAAAAACAUGAAACCAAUCAACUGGUAUCAGCAGCAGCAGCAACAACAACAAAGGAACGCUAGUCAAAUGAACACGAAGAAAAUAUCGGCGAUUUUCGCAGACCCGACUUCCGAGGAAGCGAGAAAAAUGCGAUUAAGGCAAGAGCUUGAAAAGUCUGAAACGACGACCAAAAUUAAUCCCUCGGCGCGUGACUACAGUGAUGUUUUGCAGUGUUCGACGUGUAGUAAAUCGUACAAAGACACACCAAAAAUGCGCGCAGGACAAUUUGAGGGCAUGGAUCAUCUGUGCACGGCGUGCGGAUUGUUUUACGCGACGUUUGGAAGAAAGCGACCGAUGGAGAUGAAAGAGUUUGAGGAGUUGCCAAUCAAUGUUCAAAAAGAAAAGCACGCCGCGUUCGUAAAGCUAGAGGAAGAGGCUCGACUGAAAGCUAUAGAAAAAAGUAAGCAAGAGGCGGCAGAAAACGCGCCGCCACCAGAGUCGGCUACGGCCGCGGCGCCGGCGUCGGCGAACGAAGACGCGAAACCAAAGUUAGUGUUCACGAUGAAAUCCCCUUCAGCAGGAGGAGAAGGAGAAAAUGCACGCACACAGCCUUUAUCCAGUGAUACCGGUAACAUCAAUAGCAUUAGCACGAAUGGAAUCGCUGAAGGAAUUCAGAAGAAAGAAGUCAAAGCUGAGUUGGGGGAGACGACGAAAGUAGCAGAAGGAGACGCCCCAAAAGUCGUCGUCGGUGGCGAAGAGCAACGCCAGCCUCAACAACAACGUAUCAACGAAACUACUGACGUCAAAGAUACCGCCACUGCGGUCACAGAAGCCACAAAGCCGUCGCUGAAAAUAGUCAUGCAUCGCUCGCACGCUGCGCCUGAUGGCACCAAGGAAGGUGGGGAAAAAGAAGGUGGCGGAGGAGAAGAUUCAGGCGCGACUGCGGUUGAAGUUAAGCGAGAAGCAGAUGGAAAAGUAGAGGAAACGAAGACGCAAGAAGUGAAGACAACUGUCGUGACGGGCAAUUGGAUUUCUGCCAAGUUCAUUGGUUUAAAUCACUGCAGAAGAUUGGAAUUUGCCGAGCACGUUCAAAAAGCGAUUCCUAAAAUGGGCGAAAUGACGAAACUUCUCACGUUGGUCGGCGCUGGAUUGAUGACGAAAGAUAUGGUCGAGGAAGGAGUCCUCCCAGAUAAAGACGCAAUCUCUCAAAUGCAACCGUGGAUUGCGCAGUUGAACCCGACGAAGCUUCCAGCGCGAUAUUUAGUAAACGCGAAGUUUCAGAUACUACCACCGGCGUGGUCGAAUCCAGAUGUCGGUUCCGAUGCUUUAAUGUUUGCGGCGAACAUUGUACACACGACGCCACUCAUGAUCAAUCCGACAAAGUUGAGAAAGUACGAGCCGAAAGAUAUCGAUGGUGAUAUGCUAUUCGGAUACGGUCAGUAUCACGUGCAAGAUUCGUUGAUAGCCUUUCGCGACCGCGAUGAAGAAUGGCAAACUCCCGUUCCCGCUUCGAACGAAAAUAAUAACGAAAUGGAUGAAGACGUACAAGACGAGUUGGAUGCUAUGCGAGACUACAAGGAAACCUUAGAGCGCGAAUCGCUCUACGAAGAAGAGUGCGAUCGGACGUUAUACAUUCAAGGUGUCAACAAAGCAAUUUCUUCAAUUCAAAAGGUCAGAUUAAAAGAGUCGCGCGAUACCGAACGCAUAAAAGAGCGGAAUAGACGCGCGAAAGAGCAAGAAAGCGAGAAAAAACGUUUACGAAUGCAGAUGGCGUUGCAACCAGUCCGGUUCAUGACGCCGAGAGAACGCGAGAAGUAUUUGCACGAAAAGCAGCGCAAAAUAGAUGCAAAGAACGGGAAGAUACCUUCUGAUGAGUCGGGUAAACCGUUAUUAAAGGUUACGAUGAAGAAUCCGGCGGCGAGGCCGGUGAAAGGACGCGCAUACACGCCGAAGGAAAUUCCUAUCAUUUGUGGUAAAUUAACCGGGGUGCUAUUGACGAAUGGUCGACCGCGCGUUGAUUUGAAGUGUAGAAUCGAUUGUUCCGGCGAGCAAGUUGGGGUUACGGAAUUCGAAAGGAAAGGAGGCUCAAAGAGUAAGAAGUGGAAGAACUCGAUAAAAAUGAGACUUGACGAUGAGAUUGAUGAUUCAACCGGGAUCACGCUUGGUCAUCACCUGAUUAAUUCUGGGAAGGAGUUAGACAACAACGGAGAGAUCAUAAAUAAGAAAGUUGCCGUAUAUCGGUCCUCCGACGAUGGAUUUCACAUUGGAACCAUCACGAAAUUCCUCGAGAGCUCUGGCGAACAUCGCGUCGAGUACGAGAACGGGAAGCCCGAGGAGUUGUAUCUAUUCUUGAUGGAUUUGAAAUGGGAACCGGAAGUUCUCGAUGAAGAAGCAAACGCAGCGGAAGAGGCAAAAGAGCAAGCAAAGUUAAAAGAGGAAGAAGACGAGAAGAAGAAGGAGGAGGAGGAGGAGGAGCAGAAGAAAAAAGAAGAGGAGAAAAAGGAGGAAGAAGAAGAAGAAGAAGAAGAAGAAGAAGAAGAAGAAGAAGAAGAAGAGGAAGAUUUUGAAAACUUGUCGGACUUGGAGCUGGUUCAGAAAAUCGGAAAGCCAGCCGGUGCGCCUGGAAUAUCUGGAGCAAAGUAUCCCAUUUCGAUCGGUCCGUUCGAAGUGUACACCAUUGAUGAUAUCGGCGUGAGCAAACAUAAUCCAAUGCGCAUGUCAGAGCGAAGAAAAUGCCUCGAGAUUCUAAAAAUCGUCCGCGGCGCCGAAGGGAAGGGGAAAGGCGGCGCAAACGCUUCAAAGCGCUUCCUCACAGAAAUGUUUGAGCACCUUCCCCAGAAGUCACACCUUCCAGAAUAUUAUAAAAUUAUUAGGUACCCAAUUGACAUAGCCACGAUCGAAUUCUCAUUGAAGUCGGGAGUGUACGCCUCGCCGUGGUGGUUCUUCGUUGCCUUGGAGCUCGCGUUUGCAAACGCGCAGAGAUACAACGAUCCCGCGACUCAAAUGUACGCGGACGCAGCGGCGUUGAGAGAAUGCAUGCAUCGUGCUGGAAAAGAACUUUUCGGAUCAGAUGUUCCGUUCCCUACAGCCGGUGGAGAUAUCUAUGACGACGUCGAAGAACCGAGAGAGUACAGAGAGACUCGCAUAGUUCCUUACGAAAUCAACGACGAGGAAAAUCCGUUUGCGGGAGACGAUGUUGUCUAUCGUGAUCAUCGAGAGAUUAUAUCCGAUACGUCAGGGUUAUAUCAUCCGCCAGCACAAAUUUCUCCAAAAGUCAUUCGCGAAGAAAUCGAGCGUGAAAAAGCUGCCAUCGAAGAAUACGGUUACGAAGCCGCGCAUGAGCAAGAGAACGAGCAACCUGCAGGCGGUGGCGUAAGAGGUCGGACGAAAAUCAGGUACGAGAACAAACCGAUGGAAAUUCCAUCUUUGAAGAUCGGUAAAUACAAAAAGCGGCGCAGAUCGAAGGGGGAUACCAACGAUGCAUCUUCUGAAGAGGAAGAGUAUGACUCUGCUGCUUCCGAUUCUGAUUUCACGGGUAGGAAGAAGAAAUCGAUCGGUAACGCUACUACGGCUGGAGGUAAAAAGCGUGGUCGUCCUUUUGGAACGAGGAAAAACGGCACAAAUGAUACUACGAUCGUCGCAAUCAGUCUGUUAGAGAGAUACUCUCAACUUGGAACAAACGAUUUUAUGGAAAAGAUUGAAGCAAGAGGAGGUGGCUCUGGUAAAGAAUGGGCGCGAGGCGGUCGAAAAACGGCGGCGUUCACUGCGUACAUGCGCAACAAAUCGGAUAUUUUCACGGAAGUCACCAGCGCCGGAGGCGGUAUUUGGACUUUAGCGAAAGGAAUUUCCGCGGAUAAAGCGAGAGAAAAACUUGAACCGCGCCAUCUACCGAGCCGUGCGGCGAGAAGACAACGUUCCUCAGGCGCCGAAGGUGACGACGAUGACGACGACGAUUACGACGAAGAGGAGGAAGAAGACUACGGCAGAGAAGCCAAAGUUUCGAAGAAUGCCACCAUCGCGCACACAAACGCAGAUGGAGGAAGUGCAUGGGAAUGGAAGAAUACCGAUGGUACAAUGACGCAGAAAGCAACAACCGCGUGCCAUUCAGUUCUUCGGGCGAUUCGCUCCGCUGUCGAACCGGAAACCAAGCGUCUUCGAAGUGAACUCUUCGAACUCCUUCCUACGCCAAAAGUCCUUCCAGAAUACUACAAAGCGAUUGCCAAUCCCAUCGAUUUGCGAAGCAUAACGAAAUGUUUGAGAGAAAAUGGUUACCCGACCAUCUGGUCAUUUCUUCUCGCUAUCGAACUGUGCUUCUCGAACGCUCAAAGCUUCAACGAAGAAGAUUCACAAAUUUACGAAGACGCCGAAGAGAUGCGUAAAGUCGGGAACGACGCGCUGAGACAACUCGUGCCUGGCCAUCCCGUUCCGGUCAGAGAUUCGUGUUACGACAUGGCCAGUGCAAUUGAGCCACCGUGGGAGAAUGUCAAACCAAAAUUGACGUUUACCAUGAAGCAAAAAGACCAAGACGUCGCCAAAGCUCUCCACGCGCUCCAACCAAGUGGAAAAUGCGGAAAGUGUUCCGUUUGCGCGAUUAAAAAAUCGCCCUCCAAAAGUAAAGGAGCCGCCGCCGCCGCCGCCGAAAAGUGCAUCACGAACCGAAUGCUUCAAGUCGCGCACGACACCAAUUUAGACCUAGCGCUCCUCGCCGCGAAAGGCCAGAACGCCGUCGGCGUCAAGCUCGAAAUCUUCUGGCCUGGAGAAGACACGUGGUACUCCGCCGUUAUCAAAAGCUUCGACGAAUCGACGUGCGAACACGUUUGCGAGUACGUCGACGACGACGUCGAGGAAAAGCUCGCCUUGUGGGAUGAUUCCAACUGGGAAGAAGGAACGAAACUUAGAAUUCCAUAA
Messenger RNA from Bathycoccus prasinos, 5883 nucleotides. RefSeq lists its product with no specific name. Gene Ontology annotation, cellular component: RSC-type complex. Gene Ontology annotation, molecular function: protein binding; zinc ion binding; sequence-specific DNA binding. The record is from RefSeq and is a predicted model, not a curated record. Lineage: Eukaryota; Viridiplantae; Chlorophyta; Mamiellophyceae; Mamiellales; Bathycoccaceae. The transcript has a single exon. Gene Ontology annotation, biological process: regulation of DNA-templated transcription; chromatin remodeling. The coding region runs from base 1 to 5883 and encodes 1960 amino acids.